AUGCGGGUGAGCUGCCAUGACAGUGUCCACUGUGGUGUUGAGGUCAUCCGGGAUUUUAGUGAUAUCCGUUUCAUAGAGGUCAUGGAGAAUGUUUGCUCAAAGAUUAUAAAGUACAAUUUACACAAAGAAAGGGAGGGCAGCAAUCGAUUUGCAAAGGGAAUGUCUGAGACAUUUUCGACCUUAUAUAACUUGGUCAAUAAAGGAGUGAAGGUGGUAAGCAUUCCUUAUGAACCGUGGAUUGAGACCAGUGCAGUGGCUGACCUCAAGAAACAGUGUGACGUGAUGGUGGAGCAGUAUGAAGAAGUGAUUGAAGACUGGUAUAAAGGCAGCCAGGAGGAAGAUCUCACCACUUACCUGUGUGAGAAACAUGUGCUAAAAGGAAAAGACACAGCCCAUCUAAAAGAGGUAUAGUCUGCAAAGAAGGGAGACACGGCGGCCAUCGCAGAGGACAAGAAAAAAAAGAAGGGCAAAAAGAAGAGCAAGAACGGUGGACAGUCUGAAAAAGAGAAGAAAGUGAAGAAGAAAAAGUCCAAGAUGACUGAGACCAGCAAGCGGAAAACUGAAGAGGCUGUAUUCACCUCAUACGAGGAGCAGAUUCAGAAGAAAGUUCCUCUUAAGCAGGAUAAAACUGAACUCUGA
Molecule: messenger RNA, 639 nt
Organism: Xyrauchen texanus (razorback sucker)
Lineage: Eukaryota; Metazoa; Chordata; Actinopteri; Cypriniformes; Catostomidae
Gene: cnpy3
Product: canopy FGF signaling regulator 3
Source: RefSeq, a predicted model, not a curated record